Messenger RNA from Penicillium olsonii, 897 nucleotides. NCBI's taxonomy places the organism in Eukaryota, Fungi, Ascomycota, Eurotiomycetes, Eurotiales, Aspergillaceae. The record is from the annotation of a GenBank genome assembly.
AUGGGCAACCAAAUGAAUGACGGAUACCGCUUGAAGGUCACAGCCGGUCCAGUCCACGACCGCAGCACCCACCAAGUAGUACCCGUGAAUGGCGAGACGCUCCGCAUAGAGAACGAGCAUGCAAUUGUGAGUCUGUGGUUUCCCGAGGGUUCGCCAUCUACCAGCCCAUACUUCGAGCAUCCUCUUCACACGAAGGAUUUAUACUCGAUAUGCUUCUCAAUAGUCUUCAAAGAGCAGGUGAAUGGCAACAAUCUCAUGUUCGGCAAUGACUUUGACCAUCCCAUUCGCGAUGUCCUACCACCGGGCUUCAAUGCUGCAUUGCGGAUGGUGAAAUGGACACUUGAUCCUGGCUUAGAUGGUGAUGUCUACGCAGACGAGCCCUAUCUGUUUAGUCCCGCACUAGCCACAUGGGACAUAUUCCGGAUUGGGGACAAGAUGAGCAAGUCAGAUGAGGUUCCACUUCUUCAUGAUGAAGUUGUUGAAGAAGGGGCGUAUAGCGAGGAGGCUGCUGAGAAUCGACGGCAGCUCAAUAUCCCUGACACCGUCGAGGGACGGAGGAAACAUUUCCAAGAUGAAGCGAAUAGGAAAGAGUUUGAAUUCGAGCCGGGCAGGAUGUAUGUGGCUGACUUUGGGAAUCCAUAUUUGGCUUUCAGUGACUUCUCGGUGAGGCUCCCUGGGUUCACUUUGCAUGCCAUGAAAUAUGUGGAAGAGAAGAACCAUGAGCUGCGCUACACGCUCAAGGACACAUCCACGGGUCAGGUAUAUCUCUCUGUGGUAUUCUCUGUGGUCCUCCCGGAAGGAGAAAACAGCCAAGUGAAGAGUGGCAAUGAUAAAGAGGAUGACAACCUGGGGAAGUUUGAGUGGGAACCUGAGCCAUCAGCUGGUGAUGUUGAAUGA